AUGCCGCCGGCUCCUGCCCACCCGGUGAAGACCUGGCCUCACCCCCAUAAAGAUCCCCAUUACCACUUCCUUCCGCGUGGUUGGAGCCAGGGCGAGGGCUGCUGUGAGGCCCCGGGCACCACCAAGUGUAGCAGAGAGCAGGGUUCACGCAUAGAUGUGCUGGCAGCUGUGGACCUGGGUCGGGGCCCCAGGCGGCUCUCACCCUCCCCUCCCCUGUGCAGCGGGUCUCAGGCCACCCUGCGGAGUCCACGCGGUGGCUCCGAGCUCGCAGGCCGGGGUCGAGAGCACGCGGCGCGCGUGGCCCCGGGGGAGCCGGCGGGCGGGACGGCUCGGUACAAGGGCUCCAUGCGGGCCGGCCGGGCCCUGCACCCGCUCAGCCAGCGCGAGAAGCGGGAGGAGAACAUGGAGGUCCCGAAGCAGCGCAUCGCCGAGGAGACCAUCAGCAAGCCCAAGGUGGGCCGGAAGUUCGCCCACUGCGACGCGGCGGAGGCCGAGCUGAAGCGGAGCACCGUGGGGCUGCUGACCCCGAACGACAGGAAGGCGCGGCAGGAGGCCCUGGUGCGCCAGCGCGAGAUGCAGCGGGCGCAGCGCGAACGGCGGGGGCGGCGGCGCCGGAUCUGCGGCCUGUCCUUCUCGCCCGACGACGGCGACGAGGACCCCGAGGUGGGCGACCCCGAGGGCAAGGACGCGGCCGUGGACACGAGCUUCCUGCCGGACCGCGAGCGCGCGGAGGGGCGGCGCCGCGCGGCAGCUCCUCAGCGAGGCGCGGAUGGCGCGGCGCCCCGCCUUCCGCGAGCUGCGCGGAUCCGGCCGCACGACCACACCUCCUACGACCGGAUGGUGGCGCAGGCGCGCGGCAACAGCGGGCCGCUCUUCGCCUUCGACGUGCACGACGGCGUGCGGCUGCGCAGCGACGCCCCCCUGGAGAAGGGCGAGUCGCACGCGGGCAAGGCGGCGCUGCGCAGCCGGCGCGAGAAGAACCAGCGCCUCUUCCCCGCCCGCCGCUGGGAGCCCUACGACCCCGGGAAGCGCUGGGACGGCUGCACGGUUCGCUGA
Messenger RNA from Eubalaena glacialis (North Atlantic right whale), 1056 nucleotides. It is a transcript of the gene FAM50B, whose product is annotated as family with sequence similarity 50 member B. Gene Ontology annotation, cellular component: nucleus. The record is from RefSeq and is a predicted model, not a curated record. Gene Ontology annotation, biological process: chromatin organization. NCBI's taxonomy places the organism in Eukaryota, Metazoa, Chordata, Mammalia, Artiodactyla, Balaenidae.